Messenger RNA from Anguilla rostrata (American eel), 2795 nucleotides. RefSeq names its product repulsive guidance molecule A-like. Gene Ontology annotation, biological process: BMP signaling pathway. Bases 502 to 1839 code for a protein of 445 amino acids. Gene Ontology annotation, molecular function: coreceptor activity. Gene Ontology annotation, cellular component: plasma membrane. NCBI's taxonomy places the organism in Eukaryota, Metazoa, Chordata, Actinopteri, Anguilliformes, Anguillidae. The record is from RefSeq and is a predicted model, not a curated record. The transcript has 4 exons.
CAAAGAUCUGCUCAAGCCUGGCCAUCGUAAACUUUCUACUUCUCAAGCAGGUGGCGGAGAGUAAUUUAAAGCUCUUGCUAGAAAACAACCGCAGGGGUUGUUUAUAUUCGGCCAUUUGCUUUAUCGCUCCCAUUAAGCCCUGGCACGAUCAAACGGCCGCGGAGCUGUGGCGGUUGAAAGCUCCGUGUUAGCUAAACAAAUCUUACGGACGAUGACGCUGUAGGACCACCUUUCCGAAGGAAUCUGAAUGGGGGGGGGGGCGUCUUUGUCCAAAAAGCGCAAGCAUGUGCCGUCUCUCCCGGAGUUUGAGUAACAACUGCCAAAGCAUCUAUCGGAAAAGGGGCCAAGCUCCGCCCCAGUUAGGUUGCACAGACCCGGAGUUCCAGGACCGUUUUUGAAUAUAGGAGCGCCUUGUGACGAGAUUUGGGUUCCUGUUCAGUUUCUCGGAGGAAAAGCGUCGCGGAACAGUCGAGGAACUCCAUUCGAACUGAAUGGAUUGGCAUGGGGAAAAGCGGAUCUCAAAACCUGGCUAACGGGCGGCUUUGGAUCUCCAUACAUAUUAUGAUGUUUUUGGUUUCACUGUGGCCCGGACCAGCUCGCUGCCAGGAGUGCCGCAUCCAGCGCUGCAACGCGGAGUACGUGGCCUCCACGUCGCCCUCUGGUGGCCAGCCGCAGGAGGAGGAGCCGGCGGCGGAUGCGGCGGCCCGGGCGGGGUACUGCGCCGCCCUGCGCGCCUACUCCCGCUGCACCCGCCGCACCGCCCGCGGUUGCCGCGGCGACCUGGUCUACCACUCCGCCGUCUUCCGCGUGAAGGAGCUCUUCUCCCAGCACAACUGCUCCAGCGAGGGGCCCACGCCUCCCCCGUCCCGGGCUGGGGGGACCCCCACGGCCCCCCCCUACCCCGCUGGGGGGACCCCCCCCAGCGCCCCCGCCCCGCCCCAGCGCUGCGACUACGAGCGGCGGGCCCUGGCGGCCGGGGGCCCCCCCGUCAGCUACGCCCACUGCGCUUUAUUCGGGGACCCCCACCUGCGCACCUUCCGGGACGAGGUGCAGACCUGCCGGGCGGAGGGCGCCUGGCCCCUCGUGGAUAACCGCUACCUGUCCGUGCAGGUGACCAACGUGCCCGUGGCCCCGGGCGCCAGCGCCACCGCCGCCAGCAAGAUCACGGUGAUCUUCAAGGCGUUUGGUGGCUGCACGGAGCCCAAGGUGUACCAGGCCACCAGCGAGGACCUGCCCUCCGUCUUCCUGGACGGGACGCGGAGCGGCGGGGAGGGGGGCAGCCUGUGGAUCGCGGAGCGGGACGGCGAGGGGGCGGCGGCGGCGGAGCAGGGCGGGGCCCGGCGGGUGCGGAUCGAGGCCCGCUACGUGGGGACGUCCGUGGUCGUCCGGCGGGUGGGCCGGUACCUCAGCAUCGCCGUCCGCACCCCCGAGGAGGUCCUGGGCUCGCCCCCCGAGGAGGGCGGGGGGCUGCAGCUGUGCCUGCACGGCUGCCCGCUCGGCCAGCUGAUCGGCGACCACGCCCUGGCCCCGCCCCUGCCCCGCCCGCACCCCGGCCCCGCCCACGAGUGGGCGGCGGCCCGCUGCAGAGAGGCGCUGCAGGUGGAGGACGUGUACUUCCACUCCUGUGUCUUCGACCUGCUCACCACGGGGGACCCCCAGUUCUCGCUGGCCGCUUUCGGGGCCCUGGAGGACCUCAAGGCCCUGCCCCCCAGCCGGCUGGAGCUGGGCUCCUCUGGGACGUCCCAGCUCUAUAGAGGGGCCGCCCCGCACGGGCCGGGGGUCACCCCAACCUCGCUGCUCACCCUCCUCGCCCUGCUCCUGCUGCUUGUGUUGAACUGAAUGAUAAUAGUAACAAUAAUGGUAACAGGUUGAACUUAGCGUGUUUAACUCAAUGUAAGGAGUAAAAGUUUGGGGAUGGGGUACACCUGUCACAUCAGCACAUACAGAUGCUGAGACAGGCUGGGGCCACCGUCAUCCCAACAUUCCCAAAGCAUCAUCACACCCCCCCCCCCCCCUCAGCCACCACCUUAGAUGAGUGCUCCUUUUUUGGGGUGUUUGAACGGGCAUCCAGACUCUUGUAAUGUGAAACAGAGCACGGUGUGUUUUAUCUCCUUUGGAAAAGAUGGUGGGUGUCAGGGAAGCUAAUCCACACAAGCCUUAGCAAACUGAUAUGGCUGUGCAGGAAAUAACCUGCUGUAAACCUGUCGCCUGGAAACGGUGGUCUUGUCAAAAUCUGAGGCAAGGCCGAAGUCCUGCAGCAGUGUAUGCGCAUAUUACGUGCAGUACCGGUAGAAAAAAAUUAAAAAAAAAUAAUAAUAAAAAGCCAUGAAUUUUCCUGGGAAUGUAUCUCGUGAAUAUUUAACGCUUCGGUAAUGUUUAACGCUUUCUUGGAUGAGUCUGUGAUGUCAUAAUAAAGGUAAUUUCGAAUGUACAAGAAUCCAACAACCACGUGAAAAUACUACCUAUCCAUAUUAACGGUUUUUUUUUUUGACAGACAAAAAAAAUCUUUAUAGUACGCCGUAGUGGGGGGUAAAGAUUUCGGGGGAAAGAGACUCAUAUAUCGUUAAUGUAACUGUUGACAGUCUUCUUAAUCUUGCUGUGCUGUGUAAAGAAACAGAUCUUCUUCUUCAGUAAUAUAUUAAAGCAUUGUGUAUAAAUGUUCAAUAAUAUGUAAAUGUGUACAUAUUUUACUUAUAAUUUGACGUAAGCCAUUGACGUUUGUUACCUGUAGCCUAGUUAUUUUUAUUUUGCAUAUUUUUAAGGGGAAAAAUUAAAAUGGAACGAAUGUGCUCACA